AUGCCCGUUGAUUACAGUAAAUGGGACGCUCUCGAGCUGUCUGACGACUCAGACAUCGAGGUCCACCCCAAUGUCGACAAGCGUUCCUUCAUCCGCGCAAAGCAGAAUCAAAUUCACCAACAGCGUGUUGAUCGCAAACACCAGAUCGAGACCCUCAAGUACGAAAAGAUUAUCAACGAUGGCUUGAUCAAGCGCAUAGAUGACCUGCUCGAAUCUCUUCAAUCAUUCAAACAAGAAGCCGAACAGGCUCAGUCAGGCUUUGAACGCUACAUCUUCCAGGCUCUCAUCAAGAGCACUGGCUCUCCUGACGCAGAUACCCCUCCUCCCCCAUCAGCUGGUGUCCAUGCAAACGUCCAAGAUCCUCCGCGCUACAGCAAGAUGAUGGCUGCCCUAGUCGACCAAGCCAAGCAGGCCGUAGACGAGACCAAGCCUGCCCCUUCAGCAUACUACGCUGCCUUCAUGACCGAAGUUACCUCGCACAAGACAAAGAUCCAGGACCUACAAGUACAACUUCUGCAGAAACUCGCUGAGCUCGAAAAGGAGGAAAAGUCAAAGAUUACCAGCGAAACUUACAGAACCGGUUUCGACAGCUCUCACGUCUCCAAAUCAUCAGCCAAGCCUGGUACCAGCAAAUCUUCUGCUACCCCCGAACUGCUUAACCCUUCGCGUCCUUCACUCCAGAAUGCUGAAACAGGUCAGACAUCUGGCGCCGAUGCCGAUAUUGAGGAUGAGUCGGUUGUGACAAAACCUGUCGCUAGUCUAGACAGCGAUGACGAAGACAUGCAGGCUUCACCACUAGCAAAGCGGUUCGCUAAGAUCAAGUACGGCGACUAUCGUUCUUCUCUGGAGUUCAUAUCAAACAACCCUGAAGUCAUGGGCGAGAAAGAGACGGAUGGUUUACUAGUCGAGGCCUUCAAUGCACAGAGUGACGGAAAGGACGACUACGCAAGACAAUGUGUCCACCAGGCACUCUUGCUACAGUACUGCCGACAACUCGGUCGCGAUGGAGUACAACUCUUCUUCAAACGCGUCACCACACAAGGUCACCAAGCACAGAAGUUGUUCAUGGACGACGUCAACUCAACAUACGCUAGGAUCAGGUCCCGCACAAGAGAACUCGCUGAGCAACGCAAGCGUGACGAAGCAGAGGGUACUGGCGGUGUUGAACAAAUCCAAUUGCACGCAGUCGACCCGAACACCACCAUCAACAUUGUCGUGCCACCUGCCGAUUCCACUGAUGAGGACGCUAAGCAAGCUCGCGCAGUCUUUGAGACCUUCCCGCCAGGUCUGCAACGCGCUCUCGAGAGUGGCAGCUUGGACAGAGUCAACGAGGUCUUGGGCAAGAUGAGCGUUGAUGAGGCCGAGCAAAUUGUAGCACAACUCGGCGAGGGUGGUAUGUUGAGUCUGGAAGAGGGCGUCAUUGAUGCAACGACCGAAGAGGGAAGAAAACAGAUGGAGGAGAUUGAACGUUCGGGAAAGAUGCCCUACGACCAGGAAGGGCGUGUGAUCGAAGAGGUUGAGGACCCUGGUAUGGAUUAA
Molecule: messenger RNA, 1539 nt
Organism: Aureobasidium melanogenum CBS 110374
Lineage: Eukaryota; Fungi; Ascomycota; Dothideomycetes; Dothideales; Saccotheciaceae
Product: Hsp90 co-chaperone Cdc37
Exons: 2
Coding region: 1-1539 (512 amino acids)
Biological process (GO): protein stabilization; protein folding
Cellular component (GO): cytoplasm
Molecular function (GO): heat shock protein binding; protein-folding chaperone binding; protein kinase binding
Source: RefSeq, a predicted model, not a curated record